Arabidopsis arenosa is the source of this 1289-nucleotide messenger RNA. Lineage: Eukaryota; Viridiplantae; Streptophyta; Magnoliopsida; Brassicales; Brassicaceae. The record is from the annotation of a GenBank genome assembly.
AGCUCGUCUUCUACCGGAAUCAGUGCAUCGGCUCAGGCGACAAUGCAAGGAGGAUCGUCGGGAAUUGGAUACGGUUUGAAGUAUCAGGCUAGAUGUAUAUCGGAUGUGAAAGCAGAUACGGAUUACACAAGCUUUCUCACCGGAACUUUAAGUUUGAAAGAAGAAAAUGAGGUUCAUCUUCUUCGUUUGUCAUCUGGUGGAUCUGAGCUUAUAUGCGAGGGUUUGUUCUCUCAUCCUAAUGAGAUUUGGGACCUUGCUUCUUGCCCUUUUGAUCAACGCAUUUUCUCUACUGUCUUCUCCACUGGUGAAUCAUUUGGAGCAGCGAUUUGGCAAAUCCCUGAGUUAUAUGGUCAAUUGAAUUCUCCACAAUUGGAGCGUGUUGCUUCUCUUGAUGCACAUGUUGGUAAGAUUAAUUGUGUUCUUUGGUGGCCUUCUGGAAGAUGUGACAAGUUAAUCAGCAUUGAUGAACAAAAUCUUUUCUUGUGGAGCUUAGACUGUUCGAAAAAGUCUGCUGAGGUUCUAUCCAAGGAUUCAGCUGGGAUGUUGCAUUCUUUAUCUGGUGGAGCAUGGGAUCCUCAUGAUGUAAAUGCUGUUGCAGCAACUGGUGAAUCAUCUGUCCAGUUCUGGGACUUGCGUACUAUGAAGAAGGUUAACUCAAUUGAACAUGCUCAUGUACGCGGUGUUGAUUACAAUCCCAAGAGAGAACAUAUACUUGUAACUGCAGAGGAUGAAUCGGGCAUACAUGUCUGGGAUCUCCGGAAGGCCAAGGUUCCUGUCCAAGAGCUUCCUGGUCAUACACACUGGACAUGGGCUGUCAAGUGUAACCCUGAGUAUGAUGGACUGAUUCUGAGCGCUGGAACAGAUUCGGCUGUCAACCUGUGGUUUGCUUCAGCAUCAUCCAGUGAUGACAAAACCUCAGAAAGUCCUGUGGAAUCCACACGACAGCGUGUGAACCCGUUGCUUAACUCAUACACGGACUAUGAAGACAGUGUCUAUGGCCUUGCUUGGAGUUCACGUGAGCCUUGGGUUUUUGCAUCAUUAUCAUAUGACGGAAGAGUCGUCAUCGAAUCCGUCAAGCCUUUCCUUCCAAGAAUAUAGUAAAAACUCAGCAUCUCUUUUGCUCUGACCCAGACACGACCCAUCUUUUGGUAAAGAAGUUGGCACUAUUGUAUUUGAAGCAAUGUACUUUUGACACAAUCUUUGUGGAUCAUGAUGUAUCUAUCUAUCAUUCACCCAGAUUCUUUCGGUACCAAUAUUCAGUUGCUUUGAACUAAACAGACUCAACGACU